CCUAGCUCUUAUCUUGCAUUUAGGGGUUUUAGCGAGGAAUGGCCGCCCUGGCUGUGUACCAGCGCAACAGCGUCAGGUGCUCGCUUCUAGGAUCUACCCCUACCGCUGGUCUGAUCGCGGCUCAGGGACAAUCCGGAAAGAAAUCCCAGCUUCGCUUUCCCAGAUUUCUCAGCAAUGCCGAGAUUUUGACGUGCCUGUGCACUGCUUGCAACGCGAUCAAGUUCCUCACCGUCGUUCGCUGCUCAUCGUCGCCAUCAGCAAAGCAUGAAGGAGAGGAGACGCGGGGGAUCAACUACAGGCAAAUUCUAGCUACUGGCGAGGGGAUUUGCCUCUCGGCUGCCGUUGUCUCGCAGGCUGGAUGCUUGAUCCGGCCUUCUUCCACCCAGGAACAAUGCCUAGAAGUAUCUCCAGGCCAUGCACCUCCACGACAGCUCAAAUAUGCGGCACUUUCCACUUGGCAACUCGUCCCACUAUGGCUGGCUUUGCUCAUCAACAUCAUUCUAAGAUCCGUCCAGCCGCAACCAAGGGAAAGGAUUCUCAAGGAGAGCUCCAACUUAGCACUGGCACAGCGGGUGGCGAGCCUGGAACACGAUUUCCUUGGCUCGGUCACGCUCAUCCGUGCUCUAACCAGACAACUCGAGAAGCUUGGUGUGCGUGUGCAAGUCACUAAACGAACGCUCCAAGAUCCAAUCCAUCAGACGGCGAAACUGGCAGCAGAUAUGGCCUCCGCUGUGAAAGCUCUCUCCCAUCGUGAAACUUUGCUUGAAGAGGAGCUUAAAGAAACUCGAAGCGCCUUGAUGGCUAUACAGGAUCAGCAGGCCAAGCAGCUAGAGCUUAUCUCCCUACUUGCGAGCAGACUCUCGUCAAGUAAUCGCCAGGGUCAGAAGGCAGCAAAGAAGAAGAUGAAUGACGACUACAAAUAUGACUACUGGCUCGCUAACACGGGCGAGGAAAUCUGUACUCUCGAUUCCAAGAGAUGAAGAAAAAAGAUACGUUCUUUUUCGCGAAAGACUCGCUUGUCGCUUCCAAUCCAUCGACGCCGUCGAGCUUCGGAAAUCCGCUAGAAGCUAGAGGAUGAUUAUCUCUCGUACAUUUUGUCCUUCCCCCAGGGAAUGAGCUGCGAACUGUGCAUUCUGAUGCUGUGGAACUGUUCUUUACACGUUUUCGAGGUGCAUUGCGCACUCCACGAGAAUUUCUUCGAUCGUUUGUA
Messenger RNA from Selaginella moellendorffii, 1210 nucleotides. RefSeq lists its product as uncharacterized. The coding region runs from base 39 to 980 and encodes 313 amino acids. The transcript has 6 exons. The record is from RefSeq and is a predicted model, not a curated record. Lineage: Eukaryota; Viridiplantae; Streptophyta; Lycopodiopsida; Selaginellales; Selaginellaceae. Gene Ontology annotation, cellular component: chloroplast envelope.